GGAAAACCGAGUACAAAGAUGACCCAAAGGCUCACCUUUUUCUAAGUCCUCUGACAUGCCUUGUUGGUCUUUUUUGCAAACCAAUCAGUACCAGCUUCAUUAAUUUAGAUCCCAAUAUUGCUGUAAUCUCAUAACACAAAUCCUCUGGCUACAAGAUAAACUUUUUUUCCCGGCCCCUUUCUUUUUGUAUUCAGUUUUACUUACUUCUGCUAUAAAAAAAAAACAACCUUCAAAUCCCUUUUAAUUGUUUUGAACAAGUAAGAGCUAAAAGACUGUUUGGAUUUUGAAAUGCUGGACUGAGUUGAAAGAACAGCCCAUUGAUUCUCAUAGUUUGAGUUGUCUUUCACCUUCCUUGUGUUUGAACUUGGAACAUCAUAUUCUUCAAUUUGAACCUGUCAAGCAUGGGUUGCGGAUUUUGUGGGGCUGCUCUUCCUAACAUCGUUGCAACACUGGUUGUGGACUGUGUGGUGAAGCCGGUAGGACGUCAACUUGAUUAUGUCCGUCACUUUCAGGACAAUGUUGAAAAGCUCCGAGAGAAAAAGCGUGAACUUGCAGAUGCACGAGAUCGUCUACUACAUAAGAUUGAGGAUGCUAAAAACCGGCUUUUACUAAUUGAAAAUGAUGUACAGAACUUGCAAUCAAGGGCAGACGAAACACUGUCGGAUAUGGGAACUCUGGAGGAGGAAAUCCAACUGAAUAAGAGGUGUCUCAAUUGGUGUCCUAAUUGUAGUUGGAGAUAUCAAUUAAGCAAGAAAGCAAAGAAGAAAAUCCAGGAUAUCUCUGAGCUUUUGGAAAGAUUUGGUCGACUUGGACCAGUCGGUUACCGUGAUCCUACUGCCCUUCCCACUAUAGACUUCCUAUGUUCUAAGGAAUUUGUGGUUUCGGAAUCUUCGAAGGCUGCUUUCAAACAAAUCAUUGAAGCCUUAAAAGAUGAGAAUAUCAACAUGAUUGGGUUGUGGGGGAUGGGAGGGGUGGGCAAGACCACCCUGGUUCAUGAAGUUGGAAGUCAAGCUCCAAAACUGAAUUUGUUUGGCAAAGUUGUGAUGACGACUGUGUCUCAAAAGCCAAAUUUUGAGAGAAUUCAAGAUCAAAUUGCACAAUACAUAGGCUUUGAUAUGAAGAACGAACAAGGAAGAAGAUCCGAGCAAGAAUUAUGGUUAAGGCUGAAGAAUGAACCGAGGAUUCUUAUCAUCCUUGAUGAUAUUUGGGAAUCUAUCAACUUAAAGGAGAAGAUAGGAAUUCCAAUUGGGGAUGAUCAUAAAGGCUGCAAAGUUCUUUUAACAACCCGUCGUCAACAAGUAUGUCGAGCUAUGGAUUGUCAAAACGUGGUAAAACUUGACUGUUUGGAUGAUGAUGAAGCUUGGACUCUGUUUGAAAAGAAAGCAGGUCUAGAUGUCUCUCCUAAUAAUGAUAUUAAAAUCCUAGCAAAGCAAAUUAUCGAAAAUUUCGGGGGUUUGCCUAUAGCUAUAGUUCCGUUGGGAAGUGCCUUGAAAGGUAAAAGUUAUCACGAGUGGCAAGUUGCUUACCGGAGACUCAAAGAUCGUAGAUUGACUGAAAUCGAGGAUGUUAAUGAAGAAAAUGCCUAUGUAUGUCUUGAGGCGAGCUUCGACUACUUGAAGAAUAUGGAGACCAAGACAUGUUUCUUGUUGUGCUCUUUAUUUCCUGAAGAUGAUGAGAUUUAUAUGGAGGACUUGGUAGGAUAUGCAUGGGGACUGGAGCUGUAUAAAGGCAUGAAAUCAAUUAAAGAAGUUAGAAGUGAAGUGCUUGCAUCGAUUGAGACCCUCAAGAACUCCGGUUUGUUGCUAGAUUGCGGAGAAAGGCAUAUCAAAAUGCAUGAUGUGGUUCGCCAAUUUGCUUUGUGGAUAGCAUCUUCAAGAAAGGAGAUUUCUUUUGGGACUGUUGAAACACUCCCGAUGGAUGAAAGUUUCAAGAAUUACAUAGCAAUCUCCUUCGAAACUAACCAAACGGAUGAACUUCCUAAAGGAGUGGUUUUCCCAAAUCUCAAAUUUCUUUUACAUGGUGGCGAUUGUUUCAUGAAAACUUCAAGCGAAUUCUUUGAGGGUAUGAAGGCAUUACAAGUUUGUGCUUUGAAAAAUCAAUUGAUAUCUCUAGCUGCAUUUCAAUUUCAUAUGAACCUUCGGACUUUGUAUUUGAUUAAUUGUGAACUCUCUGACAUCUCAAUGCUUGGGAAGCUGAAGACACUUCAUAUUCUCUCUUUAAGUCGAUCUGAUAUCAUUGAAUUGCCGACUGAAGCUGGUGAUUUGGAAAAUCUAAGACUGUUGGAUUUAUCGUGUUGCAAUGAUCUACGAAGAAUCGCUGCUAAUUUAAUACGAAGAUUGUCCAAUUUAGAAGAACUAUACUUGCAUGGUUGUAGUUCAUUAAAAUGGGCGACUGAGAAUUCAACUAAAAGGGAAAGCUAUUCCAGCCUAUCAGAGUUGAAUUUAUUGCCAAAGUUGGUUGUAAUAUCAUUGGAUUUUUCUUCUAAACAUCUUCCAGAUGGCUUUGUGUUUCGUAGAUUAUGGAGCUUUGAUUUUUGCAUUGGCAUAAAAAGAAACACGUGGUUCCAAAAGAGGGAAACUUAUCCAAUCUCAAGAUCUUUGAGAAUCAGUGACUCUGUAGAUGCAUGCAAGCAACUAUUUGAAGAUGUAGAAUCUCUUGAAUUGAAUGAGGUGGAGGGUCACCCAAACCUUAUUCCGAGCUUGGACUUGGGAUUUAGUAAGUUGACUUCUCUAGAUCUUCGAUGGUGCCACUCUAUACGAUGCCUAAUUGAUGCAUCAAAGCAGCAAGUGCCAAUCACUACACUCUCUAAUUUGAGAAAGUUAUCAUUAAGUGGUAUGUUUCAUUUGGAAGAGAUGUGCAAUGCUCCCCAGCCGCAAGGUUUUUUACAAAAGCUUGAAGAGGUUAUAGUUUCAUAUUGUGAUGCGAUGCAAUUGUUAUUCCCGAUUGCUGAAUUGAGUAGCAUAGAACAAGAAGGGCCCAGUCGUCAUUUAAGCCUCCAAAGUCUGAAGAUUGUUCAAAUAUAUUUCUGCAAUGAUUUGAAAUAUAUCUUCCCAAUGUCAGUUGCUAAUAGCCUUGGGCAAUUGCAUACUUUGAAGAUAAAGAGUUGUUGGAGCUUGGAAGGCAUAAUCCAAGACUCACAAGUGCCAUACAUAAGCCUCCAAAGUUUAAGGGAAAUAGAAGUUGAAGAAUGCGAUAAUUUAAAGUAUCUCUUGCCAAUGUCUGUUGCUAAUACCCUUGAGCAAUUGCAUACUUUGAAGAUAAAGAGUUGCUCGCAAUUGGAAGAUGUAAUCCAAGAUCCACAAGUGACAUACAUAUAUCUACUCCAAAGUCUAAGAGAGGUUUCGUUGAUUGAUUUGCCUCAAUUGAAGGGAAGGAAUGUGAACAGCAUUAUACUCACACAAUUGUCUUUGCAGAAGUUAGAAGUGCACAAUUGUCCUCAAUUGACACAUCUUAUUAUUUCGACUAAGAUAAAAGAAUUGGUGUUUGGGGAGAUGACAAAUGAACAAUUGAGCAAUUUGCAUUCAUGUAAAUAUGAGGAAUCGGAGCAAGAUCAAACGACAUCACAAUAUCAUCCCCUACCUAAUUGCUUUCCAAAUUUGAUUCUAAUUGAUAUCUUUGAAUGUAAAAGCUUGAAAUCUCUCUUUCCAAUUAUUGUUGCUCAAGGUAGCUCUAAAAAACUAAUUGCGCCCAAUUUGCAAACUCUGAAGAUAGAGAGAUGCUUUGGAAUGGAAGAAAUAAUUCAAGACUCACAAGUAUCAACCAUAAGCUUCCAAUGCCUAAGGGAAUUACAAGUCACAGAAUGCAAUAAAUUGAAAUUUCUCUUCCCAAUGUGUGUUGCUAAUAGUCUUGGGAAAUUGCAAACUCUGAAGAUAGAGAGGUGUUUUGGAAUGGAAGAAAUAAUCCAAGACUCACAAGUAUCAAUCACAAGCUUUCAAUGCCUAAUGGAAGUACAAGUCAAAGAAUGCAAUAAAUUGAAAUUUCUCUUCCCCAUGUGUGUUGCUAAUAGUCUUGGGAAAUUGCAAACUCUGAAGAUAGAGAGGUGCUUUGGAAUGGAAGAAAUAAUCCAAGACUCACAAGUAUUAUCAACCAUAAGCUUCCAAUUAUGCCUAAUGGAAGUACAAGUCACAGAAUGCAAUAAUUUGAAAUUUCUCUUCCCAAUGUGUGUUGCUAAUAGUCUUGGGAAAUUGCAAACUCUGAAGAUAGAGAGCUGUUCCCAAUUGCAAGAAAUAAUCCAAGGAUCAGAAGUGUUAACCUCAAUGGCUCAAGGUCUUCCACGAUUGAGUAUAGUUGAGUUGACUAAAUUGCCUCAAUUGAAAGGAAGGAAUAGAAACGACAUUGUGCUGAUAUCGCCAUCUUUGCACAUGUUAAAAGUGAGAGAUUGUCCGCAAUUGACACCUUUUAUCGUUUCAACAAAUAUACAAGCAUUGGAGUUCUCGGAGAUGACAGAAAAGAAGCAAAUAAGCAACGUGACAGUCCCUGAAAGGAGAGGAAGAACAUCAACAUGUAAGGAAUAUUUAACAAUUUCCAAUUUUGAAGAGUUAUUUGAAUAUUCUGGAUAUAAUCUUUCAACUCUGACGAUCCUACACUUGUCCAAACUAACUGAAUUGCGGGUGAUAUGGAGUGGUCUCAUCCAAGUUGAAUACUUUCAAAAUCUCGCUCAUUUGACAGUCAAAGAUUGCAGAAGGUUAAGAUACAUCUUCUCGCCUACCAUCGCUCGAAAUUUGCCACAUUUGGGCAAGUUGGAUAUAUCUAACUGUGAGGAAUUGGAGCAAAUAAUUGAGAAGGAUCAAACUCCAUCACAACAUCAUCUCCAACCUAUUUGCUUCCCUAUUUUGAGUUGGAUUACAAUCGAGAUGUGUGAAAACUUGAAAUGUUUGUUCCCAAUUACUCUUGCUCAUGGCGGCCUUCCAAACCUAGAGCAAUUAGACCUUAUAAGGCUAUCCAAAUUAGAGCAGGUGUUUGAAGGAGAUGAGUCAAAUGUGAGUAAGGACGAAGAGAAAGUGAUACACCUACCUGAAUUAACCGACUUAGUGCUUGAUAACCUACCAAACCUCGUGAGCUUCAGCCCUGUGGAUUAUCAUUUUGUUUUCCCAUCUUUGACAGAUUUACGAGUUGAAGGUUGUCCCAACGUAACCACAAGAUUUAGUUUUGAUUCAAAGGAAUCAGUGCAUGCCAAAACACAGAGGUGCUUUGGAAUGGAAGAAAUAAUCCAAGACUCACAAAUAUCAACCAUAAGCUUUCAAUGCCUAAGGGAAUUACAAGUCACAGAAUGCAAUAAAUUGAAAUUUCUCUUCCCAAUGUGUGUUGCUAAUAGUCUUGGGAAAUUGCAAACUCUGAAAAUAGAGAGAUGCUUUGGAAUGGAAAAAAUAAUCCAAGACUCACAAGUAUCAACCAUAAGCUUUCAAUGCCUAAUGGAAGUACAAGUCAAAGAAUGCAACAAAUUGAAAUUUCUCUUCCCAAUGUGUGUUGCUAAUAGUCUUGGGAAAUUGCAAACUCUGAAGAUAGAGAGGUGCUUUAGAAUGGAAGAAAUAAUCCAAGACUCGCAAGUAUCAACCACAAGCUUUCAAUGCCUAAGGGAAGUACAAGUCACAGAAUGUAAUGAUUUGAAAUUUCUCUUCCCAAUGUGUGUUGCUAAUAGUCUUGGGAAAUUGCAAACCCUAAAGAUAGAGAGGUGCUUUGGAAUGGAAGAAAUAAUCCAAGACUCACAAGUAUCAACCAUAAGCUUUCAAUGCCUAAGGGAAGUACAAGUCACAGAAUGUAAUGAUUUGAAAUUUCUCUUCCCGAUGUGUGUUGCUAAUAGUCUUGGGAAAUUGCAAACCCUGAAGAUAGAGAGGUGCUUUGGAAUGGAAGAAAUAAUUCAAGACUCACAAGUAUUGUCAACCAUAAGUUUCCAAUGUCUAAUGGAAGUACAAGUCAGAGAAAGCAAUAAAUUAAAAUUUCUUUUCCCAAUGUGUGUUGCUAAUAGUCUUGGGCAAUUGCGAAUCCUGAAGAUAGAGAGAUGUUCCAAAUUGCAAGAUAUAAUCCAAGGACCAGAAGUGUUAAUCUCAAUGUCUCAAGGUCUUGCAAGACUGAAUAAAGUUGAGUUGAUUAAUUUGCCUCAAUUAAAAGGAAAGGAUAGAAAUGAUAUUGUGCUGACAUCGCCAUCUUUGUACUCGUUAACAAUGAGAGAUUGUCCUCAAUUGACACCUUUUAUCGUUUCAACAAAUAUACAAGAAUUGAAGUUCUCGAAGAUGACAGAAAAGAAGCAAAUAAGCAACGUGACAGUCCCUGAAAGAAGAGAAGGAACAUCAGCAUGUACGGAAUAUUUAACAAUUUCCAAUUUUGAAGAGUUAUUUGAAUAUUCUGGAUAUAAUCUUUCAACUCUGAAGUUCCUACGCUUGUCCAAACUAACUGAAUUGGGGGUGAUAUGGAGUGGUCCCAUCCAAGUUGAACACUUUCAAAAUCUCUGUACAUUGACAGUUAAAGAUUGUAGAAGGUUAAGAUACAUCUUCCCAUCUACCAUCGCUCGAAAUUUGCCACAAUUGUGCUCGUUGGAUAUAUCUGACUGUGAGGAAUUGGAGCAAAUAAUUGAGAAGGAUCAAACUCCAUCACAACAUCAUCUCCAACCUAAUUGCUUCCCUAAAUUGAGUUGGAUUACAAUAAGGAACUGUGAAAACUUGAAAUCUUUGUUCCCAUUAACUCUUGCUCAUGGCGGCGUUCCAAACCUAGGUGGAUUAUACCUUGAAAGGGUCACCAAAUUAGAGCAGGUGUUUGAAGGAGAUGAGUCAAAUGUGAGUAAGGACGAAGAGAAAGUGAUACACCUACCUGAAUUAACCGACUUAGUGCUUGAUAACCUACCAAACCUCGUGAGCUUUAGCCCUGUUGGUUAUCAUUUUAUUUUCCAAAUUUUGAGGUAUUUAAAAGUAGAAGGUUGUCCCAACGUAACCACAAGAUUUAGUGUUGAUUCAAAGGAAUCAGUUCAUGCCAAAACACAGGCAAGCCAAUCAGUUGAUGAAAUUAUAGUGGAAGAAUUUGCUACAGCUCAAGAAACUGCAUUGCCAAUUGGUAGUGAUAUAGAAUGGACCCAAAAGGAAUAUGAUAGUGAUUUUUCAAUUGAAGAUAGUGAUUUUUCAAUUGAAGAUUAAUCAUUGUGAAUGUUUAAAUUGAAUGCCAUUUAUUCGUUAUUAUGUACCACUUACUUUUUAUUUCUCUUGUGAGCGAAGAAAGAUUUAUUGAGUUAA
Messenger RNA from Gossypium arboreum, 7220 nucleotides. Its product is annotated as probable disease resistance protein At4g27220. The record is from RefSeq and is a predicted model, not a curated record. Bases 402 to 7124 code for a protein of 2240 amino acids. The transcript has 10 exons. NCBI's taxonomy places the organism in Eukaryota, Viridiplantae, Streptophyta, Magnoliopsida, Malvales, Malvaceae. Gene Ontology annotation, molecular function: ADP binding; protein binding.